GCAGCUCCGAUCUCUGACCCCCCAAAACCCUAGCCCGCCAUGGAAACCGCCGCCGCCUCCUCGGCCGCUCCUUCUCCUUCUCCUUCUCCUUCUCCUUCUCCUCCACCGCCCGCCGCCGAUCCACCGGCCAAAGAAGACCCCCAGCCUGCCGCGGCGGCUGCUGGCGAUGCGGCCACCUCUGAGGAGGCGGAGACGGUGGUCCUGGACGCCGGCGUCGCGGAGGCCGGGGAGGGGGAGGAGGAGGAAGGGGAGUGCGGGUUCUGCCUCUUCAUGAAGGGCGGCGGGUGCAAGGAGGAGUUCGAGGGGUGGGAGAAGUGCGUCGAGGGCGCGGAGAAGGCCGGCGACGACGUCGUCGAGCGCUGCUACGAGGCCACCGCCGCGCUCCACAGGUGCAUGGAGGCCCACGCCGAGUACUACGAGCCCAUCCUCCGCGCCGAGCGCACCAUGGCCGCCGACCUCGAGGCCGCCGCCAAGGCCUCCGACGCCGCCUCUCCCGCGCCGCCGCCGCCAACAGAGGAAGGAGCCGCCGGCGAGAAGAAGGCGGAGGUCCCGGAGAAGCAAGAUGUCACGGCCUAAUCGGUAAAAAAAAAGCUGGGAUCUUUUAGAAGAAAAUUUUGCGAGUGAUCGAUCUGAGGCGAUUCGGAUGCGAAAAUUCUUUUCUUUUUCGAGGACUAAUUAGUUAACCUAUCCAUGAGAGAGGGGGAUGCUCCAAGAAAAUGUGAUUCUUUUUGGGGUGGAAAUUAUACACGAGCUCUUGAUUUUAGCUCUGAUGAUUUAUAUGGAUAUUUCAUGCUUUAAUAAUGUGAUGUUUUGACUGGAUCAACUGACAUGGAUCAUGGCUGUUCCAUUAGAUCCUCUUAUGUAUGUUCUCCAUGACAAUGUGCUCAAGCUCCCGUGCUGAUUUGUUGCUGUAAAUUGCAAUGCAUUUUCUGUUUAUAGCAAACAAUUGGUAAGGGAUAGCAUUGUCAGUUUUGUUCCAGGAGCAAACAUCUGAUUGUUACUACUUUGCUAACUUGAUCUUUCUUAUGUCUUGUGAUUGUAAUAUUUGAUCCGCUACUACUCGAGCAAAUUACUCAUGUUAUAAUAAUCAUAUACGAAUU
Molecule: messenger RNA, 1100 nt
Organism: Oryza brachyantha (malo sina)
Lineage: Eukaryota; Viridiplantae; Streptophyta; Magnoliopsida; Poales; Poaceae
Product: proline-, glutamic acid- and leucine-rich protein 1-like
Exons: 1
Coding region: 40-576 (178 amino acids)
Source: RefSeq, a predicted model, not a curated record